CACAAAACUCCCCAAAAUGGCAUAUUUGCAACCAAGACUCUUGGGAAAAUUUAGUAUUUUCUUUCUCCUUUGCAUAGUUCAAACUUCAUUUUCUUUUUCUUCCCAUCAACAUUUGUCCUCUAGACACCUUUUGACAACUACCCCAAGCAACAUAGUCAAACAAUACCUUACUCCCCACAACAAAGCUAGAGCAAAACUUGGACUUCCACCGCUCAAAUGGAGCAAUAAACUAGCAAAUUACGCAAGCUGGUGGGGACACCAACGACAGGUGAGUUGUGAGUUGGUUCAUUCCCGUGGCGACUACGGGGAGAACCUCUUUUGGGGGAGCGGAAAGGAUUGGAAGCCAAGCGAUGCUGUCACGAUGUGGACGAAAGAAAGACCAUAUUAUGAUUAUAAGAGCAAUUCUUGCAAGAAAAAUGAGCAAUGCUUGCAUUAUACACAGAUUAUUUGGAAACAGAGCACAAGAGUUGGCUGUGCAAAAGUUUUAUGCAAAACAGGGGAUACUUUGAUUAGUUGCAACUAUGAUCCUCAUGGUAAUGUAGAAGGAGAAAAGCCCUUUUAACACAACAUUUAGAAUCUCAUUCAAUGAUUGUUGGGUUUGUGUUCUUUAAAGAUAAGGUGUGAAUUGAGAUUUGAGAAAUGUACAUAUACUGUGAAUUGGGAAAUGUGGGGAACUAAGUGAAAGGAAAACGAAAAUUCGUUUCCCCCUCAUUGGUAGAAUCGAGGAAAAGUUAUGUCUUUAUAUUAAGAAACACUUCUUUUAGCUCUUAAAGGAUUAAAAAGACAGGACACUUCCAGUGGAGCCACUUCAUGAGCCGAGUGGCAUUGUCGACACAUUUCUAUUGAUCCCAUGGAAGACUUUGACACAUGUGCUAUAUGUGCGACUGAGUUUGAUGAGGUAAGGCUCUUACGAGUUCUUCCUUACGGCCACGUAUAUGACCAUGACUGCAUCCUUGAAUAAGUGUUGACAAAUGCUAUUCAAUGCCCAUAUUGUUGGUACGACAGAGUUACAUAAUUUAGGGAACAUAUUUUUAUGUAUAGCUAGUGGAAGAAAUGUAACCCGCUUAUGUAUUACCUUAGGAGAUUAUGCACUUGAAAGCUUAAUAUAAUUGUCUCUGUGUUUUUACAAGCUAAGUCAACAUUCCUGUUUUUG
Molecule: messenger RNA, 1153 nt
Organism: Solanum tuberosum (potato)
Lineage: Eukaryota; Viridiplantae; Streptophyta; Magnoliopsida; Solanales; Solanaceae
Product: pathogenesis-related protein PRB1-3
Exons: 2
Coding region: 17-562 (181 amino acids)
Cellular component (GO): extracellular region
Source: RefSeq, a predicted model, not a curated record